CUGGAUUAGAUAAAUAUUAAAAUAUGAAAAAGAAGCUUCAAAAAAAUGAGCUGAAAAGGUUUGAAAAUCUUAAGAAUAUCAAUAAUAAUCAAGCACUGAGAAAAUCUGAGAUUAGGAGCACCUCUUAUCUCCAAAAGAGGGAUAGAUCUACUAAGCUUCUAAGCAAGAAGGCAAAGCCUGAAAAAUUGGGAGAAACAUCUAAGAACUUCUUCUUAAACCAAGGACAGAGGACGAUGUUAUCGAAAGGAACUUUCGAUGGGCAUCAAACAAGCUUUAAGUCCUUCAAAAAUAAUAAUUUCUUGGACUCUAUUUUCCCUAAGAAUGGGAUUAACUCAGCUCAGAACUUUUCUAUUGGGAAGAAGAGCAAGUAAGGCGACUGGAAGUAUGUGUAAUCCUAGUCAAAAUAGCUUUGCUGUGAAGCAGCCCAAGCUGGGUAAGAUUCAUUCUCACAGAGAAUUGUUGCCAAAGUCUAUGAUGAAUACCAACAUCCUGGAGAGAAAAGUAAUCAACUAUGUUAAGAAGAAUCAGAGGGAAUAUAAGAAUUUUAAUAUCGAUUUACAGCUGAACAGGUACCUGAAAAUGAAGUAUGAAAGCAAGAAUAUGAAGACAAAUCCUUUAUCAAGGAAGGACUUCGUUAGGCAUUUGCAGGAAUCUAUCGCCCAGAAGAAGCAAGAAAUGGAGGAAAGUGCCAGUCAGACUUAUAAGGAUGCUAAAUCUAAUGAUCUGAGCGAGGAAGGUGAGUCAAGUCAAAGUUGAGAAGAGAAAUCCAAAAGCAAUAAACUCAUUACUUCAGAGAAGGAGGAUGAUGGUUCCCAGUAUCACACUUUUGAGACUGGGAGUAAAAUUCCUAUCAGCAAAAGCUCAAAAUUUAACAGAAAACAGCACGUAAUCCAGAAAAAUGUCUUUGAUGAAUUAGACAAGGACCCUCUUUCUGAUUUUAACUCGACAAUAAUAUCCGAUGAAAGAAAUUUUGAAACGUAUCAGGAGCAUCCUCAGCAGGAAGAACCAUUGAGGCUUCUUGAAGAGGAAAGGCAGGCUUCCUUGGUAAACAUGUUUCAAAAACCGGAAGGGAAGAAGACAUUCAACUUCCCUCGACCACAUACUCCAUAUGUUAGGGACGAGAAUGGCAAGAAGCACCUCUUGAGUCUUUACGCACGAGAUCAGAGCAGGAGAGAGUUGAUUGACUUCCUGAUGAAAAGGAAGAAGCCCCAGGAUAUAUACCAUGAUGCUUCACCGAGGAACUUAAGGUCUCAGGUGCAUCUCAAUUAUGAGCAAGUGAGGAAGGACCCAAACCUCAAAGUUGAUAUGAGCGAGCUGAAUCUGUUGAAGAUCAGGGAAACCACUUAUCACCGAUAUGAGCAGGAAUACAAGGAUUAUUUGAAGAAAGAGUACCAAGCUAUUAGGAAAAAGUCGAUGUUGUCCAGAAACCCCUUGGUCAUAUUCUCAAGAGCAUUAUCUCAGCCAAGGGCUCAGGACAGCAAGUUUAUAAAUGUGAUACACCGGGCAAGGAAGGGGUAAGUGCCUUUGUUGGGGCUUAGCCUAAGCCAAUACAACACUUGAAGC
Molecule: messenger RNA, 1563 nt
Organism: Moneuplotes crassus
Lineage: Eukaryota; Ciliophora; Spirotrichea; Euplotida; Euplotidae
Source: the annotation of a GenBank genome assembly